AUGCCUCGUCUUGCCAACCUCGCUGCUUUGCUCGCUGCCCUUGGGCCUGCCCUCGCCACCGCCGCUCUCGCGGAUGGCGUGUACACCGAGACCAUUGGUGCUCAGGAAGUCGGCAGCACCACCAUUGACGGCACCAUGGUCUACUCCAUGAACUACUGCUCCGUCGUUCACAGCACCCAGUGCUACACUUCGCUCUCCACCGGCGGCCCUGCUCCCACCAGCAUCCCCGGGUACUCCUCCGCCUCGUCGCCUCCCGCUCCGACUUACGGCCAGCCCGGCGGCGGCGGAAGCAGCAGCAGAAGCAGUUCGGUCCAUGUCCCGACCUCUGUCAGCAGCGGCAGCUCCGUCGAGAACCCCUCGACCACGCCCGUCGUCAGCAGCGAGAGCGUCACUGGGGAGCCCACCAGCACCACCGCCACCACUAGCAAGGACGGCGGCAGCAGCACGACCAAAAUUCCCGACGUGCCUACCGGUGCCGCUGUCAUGGGCGCCUCGGUCAUGGGCAACGUCCUUGUGGCUGCUCUUGCUGCCUUUGUCGUCUGA
Molecule: messenger RNA, 543 nt
Organism: Beauveria bassiana ARSEF 2860
Lineage: Eukaryota; Fungi; Ascomycota; Sordariomycetes; Hypocreales; Cordycipitaceae
Exons: 3
Coding region: 1-543 (180 amino acids)
Source: RefSeq, a predicted model, not a curated record